Fusarium sp. VM40 is the source of this 969-nucleotide messenger RNA. NCBI's taxonomy places the organism in Eukaryota, Fungi, Ascomycota, Sordariomycetes, Hypocreales, Nectriaceae. The record is from the annotation of a GenBank genome assembly.
AUGGCAGACUUGAAACCCCGGAAACAUGCUGUUGACUCGCCCAAAGUCUGGACGACACUCAUUACCAAUCUCAACUACUUGUCUGGCCUCCUCACUCUCGACCACUCUCUCCGCGCCGCCAACUCUCGAUACCCUCUUGUAGCUCUUUACACCGACUCGUUUCCUCCCGAAGGCCAUGCCGCUCUCCGCGCUCGUGGUAUUCCCAUGCAGCACAUCCCCUACCUGCUCCCUACUAAGGGCAAGGACUACUCGAAUGACCCCCGGUUCUACGACUGCUGGAGCAAGCUCGCUCCAUUCUCCUUGACCGAAUAUGAGCGCGUUGUUCAGCUUGACUCGGAUAUGCUCGUUUUGCGCAACAUGGACGAGCUGAUGGAGCUCGAGCUAGACUCUCCUUCGAUAGCUGAGACAGGCGACAAGACCAUCAGCAAACGUGUAUUCGCAGCCGGUCAUGCCUGUGUCUGCAACCCUCUCAAGAAGCCUCACUACCCUAAGGAUUGGGUUCCUGAGAACUGCGCUUUCACAUCGCAGCAUUCAACACCCGAUGCCGCGCAGACGGAUGCUGCGGACCCGUCUGUUGGUCCACUAGGCUUUAUGAACGGUGGGCUACAGGUCGUCAACCCUUCUCAGGGCCUCUACGCACAAAUAGUCGCCCAUAUGGAGGCUGACGCGACCAACAUGGAUUUCGCAGAUCAGUCACUUCUGUCAGACCUGUACCGCGAGCGCUGGGUUCCCCUGCCCUACAUAUACAAUGCGCUCAAGACGCUGCGAUGGGAGGGAGUGCACAAUGCUAUUUGGAGGGAUGAGAGCGUCAAGAACAUUCAUUACAUAUUGAGUCCUAAACCCUGGGAUGAGAUCAAUGAUAAGGGUGAAUGGACGGGUAAGGAGGAGAGCCACAAGUGGUGGAUCGACGCCAACCGUGCGAGAAAGGAUUUGGAAAAAGAGAAGGGUAUCCCUGAGGAUAACUUUUGA